UUGUGCAUGUUGAACAUUGAAUAUGGCGGAUAAAAAUAACAAGGGCGCUAAAAAAAUAUUUUUGUCAUCAAAUAAAUUUUUUAAAGUGUGAAUGAUUGGAAUAUCGCUUUCGGGUAUUUGCUGUAAAACUAAUUUGUUAAUAUAUAUUAAAAAAUAUAGAUAACGAUGUCCGCGAUAAAAGUUAAUUUCGAAAUAGGACACGAAGCUUCGAUGAAAUCGAAGAAGACUCCAGAAGGAUUUACUCAUGAUUGGGAAGUUUUCGUGCGAGGUCAAGAAGGUGCUGAUAUCAGUCACUUUGUUGACAAAGUUGUUUUUCUUCUUCACGAAACUUUUCCCAAACCCCGAAGAGUUGUUAAAGACCCUCCAUUUACGAUAAAAGAGGCAGGUUAUGCAGGCUUCAUCUUUCCAAUAGAAAUAUAUUUAAAAAAUAAAGAUGAGCCAAAAAAAAUUAAAUUUUCUUAUGACUUGACAUUACAGCAAAGUGCUUUUCUUAAAGAUCGCUACAUUUUUCAAAAUCCCAAUGAUGAGUUUAAAAGAAAAUUGUUAAAAGGAGGAGGAAUUCCCAUAAGUAACAAUGCUUAUUAUACAAAUCCUGAUCAAGAAAGUAGAAGUAGAGAUUCUUUUACUGAUGAUAAGCAACAACUUCUUAGCAAACCAAAGCUUUCAUCUGAACAUACAAAAAAACAUAAAACAAAAGAGUUUAAAGAUGAAAUACCUUUAAAAGCAAGUAGUUUUGAGACACUUUUUGGAGCACCUAUUCAGAAACCUCUUAAAGUUUCACCUGAUCCAAAGAAGAUGGAAAAGAGCACACAACCUGUUAAAUCAGAAAAGAAAGAAAAAGAGAGGUCAAGUUCCGAUAAGAAAUCAAAACAUGAACAUAAAGAGAGUAAACCAGAUAAGACCAAAGUUAAAGAAGAACGGGAGAAACAAAAAGUUGAAAAAUUAAAAAACCAUAGUAGAGAACAAGAAAGAUCUAAAGAUAAAACAAGUAAGAGAGCCAGUGAGAAGCCGCCUUCACCAGAGCCACCUAAAAAGAAGUGUCUUAGUCCAAAUCGCAAAGUUCCUAGCCCAGCACCACGUUCUAGUAGUGCUCAAAGUAUUAAAGAAGAGUAUAAACCACAAAAGCAUAGUUUAGAUAACUUUGAACACAAAAAAAUAAAAGUAGAAGAAAGACCUCCUGAUAUAAAGCCAGAAAAAGAACCAAAAGAGAAAAAGAAAAAAGAGAAGAAAAGUCAUGAUAGGGAAAGAGAGAGGAAGGAAAAGAAAGACCACAAAAAAGAGACCCAUAAAAUUAAAGAUUUAGAACCUCCAAAAGAAGUAGUUAAAGAAUUGCCAAAAGCAAGGGAAGUUAUUAAAGAUAAAGAAUCUAAAGAUUCACCAAUUAAAGAGAGACAAAUAAAACCAGAGAAACCAAUCAAUAAAUUUUCGAUUGAAAAUUUGAGAAAAACCCCUCCACCAGAAGUUGAGGAACGUUCGGAUUCUCUGAAAACAAAAGAAAAGGGUGACUCCGAAAGAAAACAUAAACAUAAGAAGAAAGAUAAAAAACGUGAUGAAUCAAAAGAAAAGCACAAAGAGAGCAGUAAAGAAAAAAAACGUAAACAUGAGAAAGUCCGAGAAUCUCAAGAAAAUAAAGUGGAAAUUGUAGAACACAGAGAAACACCAAUUCCUAGGGAGCGUCAUAUACCAGAACUUGCAUCACCAAUUUCUAUAGAUACAGCAUCACAGUGCAGCUCAAAAAGUGGCUUAACUAAAACUAUUCAUAUAGGAACUGAGGAUAUUAAUAGCAGUCAUUCAGAUUCAGAUAAUUCAAUUAUAAAUGAUGAUGAUGAUGUAAAAAUAAAAACAGAGCAUCUCUCACCUGAACCGGUUGUGAAGCGUGAGCCGUCACCAGAGCCACCAGAACCAGAACCUGUACCGGUUCUUAUACCUAUUGAGAAUCCACCAGUCCAAAAAUCGAAAAAACAUAAAGAUAAAUCAUCAAAGAAAGAAGAAAAGCGACGUAAGAGAAAAGCUGAGGCAGAGGAAUUAGAAAAUCGCAAAGUUGCGAAGCCAAAUGAUUCUGCCCCUGUUAUAGGUGAGACUGAUUGCGGAGAGAGUAGUGCAUCUACAUCAAUGGAGACAAAAGUGCAAGACAAUGGUGUUUCAAGCAGCCUAGGUGAAGAUGCAGAACCUGGUGACUUGUCACCUGACUAUAUGGUACAGUUGAGAGGUCUACAGCAACGCAUUAUGAUGAUAAAAAAUAAUGAGGAUCUCGAGAGAGUGGUAAAUUUAAUAGCAGAGACUGGUAGGUAUGAAGUGACGACCCAGACAUUUGACUUCGACCUGUGCCUGUUAGAUCGUUCUACUGUUCAACAGCUUAUACAGUUGGUUGGGUGUUAGUUGUUAUUGAUAUUCUGUAAACUCUUUAUACACCAAUAUGUUCUGAAAUAUUGUUGAAUAUCAGAUAUCGUAAUCCUAACAUGGAUAGAAAGGAAUAUAAAUAUAAGUGUUUCACUUUAUAUUCUGUAGUAAUAUAUAUUUUAUGAUAGUAAGAAUAAAAUCUCAAUCAUGAUAAUAUGCAUUAACAUCAACUAUUUGAAAACUUUUAAGUGCAAUACUUUAUAGAAAAGUAAAGAUAUAAUAAGACUGUUGAAAGAUUGUUAAAAACUUGUAUAUUUUGUACAUUAUUAUAUUAAUAUUGAUAUACUAAGUAAUUAACAAGUGCGCCACAUGAAUACAAUUAAUAACUUGUAAAUAGAAAAUUAAGGAUUUUGUUAGUAACUCACAAUUUAAAGCUCUUUGAACAUGAUAAAUUUCCAUGAAUGUGGCAACGCUGUUGAACGCUUGGUAUAUGUGAAUAUAUGGAACCUCCAUGGUCAUAGCGAUCUGAGGCUAUUAUAAUUUUAUUUAAAGUGAACUUUAUUAACUUAUUAGUUUAUAACACUUAAUGGCAUAAAUUAGAUCCUAGUUAGAUAAUGUUGGCAACAAUUUGAAAAUAAGUUCCCAUCUCUAACAUUAUUAUUGUUUUCAUAUGUUUAAUUGUAAUAAUCUAUUAAAGUGGCACUUUUAUUUAUAAAAUCUACACUGAAUAAUAAUAGGAAUAUAUUUAAGACUAUAAUUGUGAUUAGAACAUAAUAAUAUUGGCUUUUUCUAAUGCCUUAUGUGUUUGUUACGUAAUUUAUUUUUUAUUUAUAAAUACAAGAAAUAUGUAGGUAUUUCGAAGAAAU
Molecule: messenger RNA, 3206 nt
Organism: Pieris brassicae (large cabbage white)
Lineage: Eukaryota; Metazoa; Arthropoda; Insecta; Lepidoptera; Pieridae
Gene: ear
Product: protein AF-9
Exons: 3
Coding region: 166-2379 (737 amino acids)
Biological process (GO): regulation of DNA-templated transcription
Cellular component (GO): super elongation complex
Source: RefSeq, a predicted model, not a curated record